GACCGAACGCUCUGAAAUCCCGCCCACCGUGCGUCACCAAACUGACUACGCAUGCGCCGAGCUCCCUUCGGAGCCAAGAUGGCGUCCGCUACCCGAGAUGUGAUCCCGGGUGAAGGCCCCAGGGGCGUGAAUUCGGGACUUUCCGGUUGCUAAUCGAAGUUUGAGGACAUUGGAAAGGGAGGAUUUGCAACCGGGUGUCUGAAACCAAGCAUCACAUCAGGAUCUCAGAGGCUCCAUGUUUUCAAAGUCAGAAGUUUCAUCGGAUUUUAAACAUGGAAUGGACAAACCCCAUUCACGGUGGGGAGAAACUUUACACUUGUUGUGUAUGUGAACAAGGCUUCAGUCAAUCAGCUGGCCUCACUAACCACAAAUGCAGUUACACUGGAGUGAAAGUGUUCAUCUGCUCAGAGUGUGGUGUGGGAUUCACUCGGUCAGCCCACCUUCUGAGACAUCAGUGGGUUCACACUAAGGAGAGACCAUUAAUCUGCUUUGAGUGUGGGAAGGGAUUCACUCACUCAGCCAGUCUGCUGAGACACCAGCGAGUUCACACUGAGGACAGACCUUUUAAAUGUCCAGACUGUGAGAAGUGCUAUAAAAGUCGCAGCAGUCUGAUGUCCCAUCUACGUGUUCACACUGAUGAGAGACCUUUUAAGUGUUCAGACUGUGGCAAAUGCUUUCAAAGUUCUGGGAAAUUGAUGUCCCAUCAACGUGUUCACACCGAGGAGAGACCAUUUAAAUGCCCAGAAUGUGAGAAAUGCUAUAAAAGUUCAGGAGAAUUGAUGUCCCAUCUACAUGUUCACACUGACGAGAGACCAUUUAAAUGCUCAGACUGUGGGAUGUGUUUUAAACGUUCCAGCAAUCUCACAUCCCAUCAACAUGUUCACACUGACAAGAGACCGUUCAGGUGUUCUCACUGUGGGACUGGGUUCAGGCAAUCGUCUCAACUCACUAAACACCAGCGCAUCCACACUGGGGAGAGACCGUUCACCUGUAACAAUUGUGGGAAGGGGUUCACUCAGUCAUCCCACCUUCUCACCCACCAGCUAGUUCACACUGACAAGAGACCUUUUAAGUGUUCAGACUGUGGGAAGUGCUUUAAAAGUUCCAGGGUAUUGAUCCACCACCAACAUGUUCACACUGAGGAGAGAGCUUUUGCAUGUCCUGACUGUGGAAAGUGCUUUAAAAGUUCUGGGGAGCUGAUGCGCCAUCAGCGUGUUCACACUGAGGAGAGACCGUUCAGGUGCUCUCACUGUGGGGCUGGGUUCAAGCGAUCAUCGGACCUCAUUGUACACCAACGCAGUCACACUGGGGAGAGGCCAUUCUCCUGCAUGGAGUGUGGGAAGGGUUUCACUCACUCUUCCAACCUGCUGAGACACCGGCGAGUUCACAAGUGACAGCAUGUUGCUGUUAGCUACUUCCUGGAAACAACCUUGUUCAUUAUGCUCAUUGAUGUUGAUAACAUCCAAUACUAUGUAUUAAUAUGCUGAAUAAAAGUCAAAUAAAUCAGCUCUGUAUUAGUCUGUCAAAGUUUCAUUUUGAGGGGCUCUCACUCUCCCCUGUCUCCUCAAUCUUCACCUCCAUCAAGUUGGAGGAGCUCUUGGAGCUUCUUUGGAUUGAGACAAUCCAAUCAACUACUACUGCUGCUUCCCUCCCUUCCAAUAGUUCACAGGUCCCCACUGCCUAAAGUUUCCCCCUCAGGUCAGAAUUCCCAUCUUUCUCCAAUUACUCUUUAUCCCUUCAUCCCCUGUCGGAGCUCGCUUUGUGGACUACAGCCACCUCCUGCUCCACUGACCCAAUUCCCAGUAACAUGCAGAGCAGACCACCCAACCUCCCCAUAUUUGCCAAUAUUUUUAACAGUUCGUUCUCUCCACUCAUUCUGUCCAUCAUGCCUUUAAAUCUCCAAAUCUUAUUUAAAGAAACCUUGACUGUCCUCAGCAAGCUAAUGCUGUGUCUCAGGUUUCCCUCUCCUCUCUAAAGUCCUUGAACUCUGAUAUUUCUGACCUAUGUGCUGUCGCCAGGUAACACACUAUCACAGACAACACCCAGCUGCAACU
Messenger RNA from Chiloscyllium plagiosum (whitespotted bambooshark), 2054 nucleotides. RefSeq lists its product as uncharacterized. Lineage: Eukaryota; Metazoa; Chordata; Chondrichthyes; Orectolobiformes; Hemiscylliidae. Gene Ontology annotation, biological process: regulation of transcription by RNA polymerase II. The record is from RefSeq and is a predicted model, not a curated record. Gene Ontology annotation, molecular function: DNA-binding transcription factor activity, RNA polymerase II-specific; RNA polymerase II cis-regulatory region sequence-specific DNA binding.